Diabrotica balteata is the source of this 1598-nucleotide messenger RNA. The record is from the annotation of a GenBank genome assembly. NCBI's taxonomy places the organism in Eukaryota, Metazoa, Arthropoda, Insecta, Coleoptera, Chrysomelidae.
UAUAUAUUAUUUAAACAUUUAGAAAUAUAAAAGUAAAUGUUUUUGGUAAUUUUUUAUAACUUUUAUUAUGGUUUUUAGAAAACUUGUUUUGCCAUUACUACUGGCGUACUAUUGUACUGCUGAAACAAUAAAUAAUAAAAGAUUUCCUAAGGAUUUCUUCUGGUCCUGUUCAACGGCUGCGGCUCAAAUUGAAGGAGCUUGGAAUGAAGAUGGAAAAUCAGAAAGCAUGUGGGAUUAUAUUAAUCAUAUUCAACCUUCCCAAAUCGUGGACAACAGUACAGCCGAUGUAGCAUGCGAUUCUUAUCAUAAAUAUAAAGAAGAUGUAGCUGCCUUAGUAGCUCUUGGAGCAACCCAUUACAGAUUUUCGAUAGCUUGGACAAGAAUAUUACCAAGUGGUUAUAAUGAUACCGUGAAUCCUUUGGGUGUUGCUUAUUAUAAGAAGCUAAUAGCAGAGCUGAAAGCCAAUAACAUCGAACCUCUUGUAACAAUGAUCCAUAUAGAUAUUCCUGAAAGUCUGAUUGCAAUUGGAGGAAUUUGGAAUGAUAAAUUUCCAUAUUGGUUCGAAGAUUACGCUAGAGUACUUUUUAAUGAAUUUGGAAAUGAUGUUAAAUAUUGGUUUACAAUUAAUGAACCACAUCCACUAUGUAUGCAUGCCCAGGCUGAUAUGGCCUAUUUUUGCGCAGCUAAUCUGAUUAGAGGACAUGCCAUGGUUUGGCAUCUCUAUGACAGAGAAUACAGAGAAAAACAAAAUGGUAAAGUGUCAAUUGUCCUUAGUUCCCGUUGGUCGGAACCAGAAUCAAAUAGCGCAGAUGAUAUUAUUGCAGCAGAGACAGCAAGACAAUUUACCUGGGGAUUAUUUGCCCAUCCAUUGUACUAUGGAGAUUUUCCAGCUGUUGUAAAAUCUCGUGUUAAUAUGAGAAGUCAAUUAGAAGGUUUGAAUCAAUCGAGACUUGCAGAAUUUAACCCUGCAGAAAUUGAAUUUAUAAAAGGAACGACUGAUUUCUUUUCCGCAAAUAUAUAUGCUACAGGCUUAGUAAGAGCAAUAGAUGAACCUGAAAUUGGAACGCCUUCUAUAGAAAAAGAUAUUGGGGUAUAUGCAUAUACAAAUGAUAGCAUACAGAAUGAUCCAUUGGGAAAUAGAAAACUAGUAAAUUGGCUUAAGAAAGAAUAUUUUGAUCCUGAAAUUUUAAUUACCGAAAACGGAAUACAAGAUCAGACUGGCCAAGUGGACGAUGGAUAUAGAACUGAUUAUUUGAAGCGCCAUUUGAGUGCUUUUAGAGAUGCUAUGGUAUAUGAUGGAGUAAAAAUAAUUGGUUACAGUCAUUGGUCUUUAAUGGACAAUAUGGAAUGGAAUUCGGGCUACACUGUGAAGUUUGGUCUAUACAGCAUUGACUUUAAAAAUGACGCCAAUUUAACCAGAGUGAGAAAAGAAUCUUCAUAUUAUUAUGAAAAAGUAAUUAGAACCGGUUGUUUAGUAGAUGAAUGUGUAGAUUAGAUUGCAAUAUAAGCGAAUAAAGAGCCACAUCUAAAGCAGCCACUGUUUUUUUUUCGUAAAUUUUUAUUAUACAAUUUUUAUAAUAUAAUAUAAUAUAAUAUAA